AUGGGGAGGGUAGCUCGUCAAAAGAAAUUAAAAACAAUAGAUCCGUUUUGUCCACAAAAACGAAAGGAUACCGUUCAGAAGAUACAAGAGGAACGCCACAAGGGCCGUGUUAAACAGCAUGAUUUGCCCUACAAAGAGGAGGAUGAGUACAAAAUUCCGCUGAUGUGGCGAUUGACUCAACUUGCAAUGCAAAACGAUGGAAAAUCAAAAGCUCAAAUCAAAAGAGAAAAUGAGAAGCACGAAAAAGAAUACCAAGAACGAAGGAAAAAAGAGAGGGAAGAAUUCAAUGGAAAAAAGUCGAAAAAAGAUAAAGCCCUGGCGCUCAUCGAAGAUAUCGGUUCUUCAAAGAAACAACAAAAUUUCAAAAAACUUAAAAUUGACGCACAAAUCAGAAAAGAAGACGCUGAACUUAAGUCUUUGUUGAAAGAAAAAGAACGACUUGAAAAAAUGCUCCAGAAAUGA
This is a messenger RNA of Entamoeba invadens IP1, 462 nucleotides long. RefSeq lists its product as hypothetical. The transcript has a single exon. Bases 1 to 462 code for a protein of 153 amino acids. The record is from RefSeq and is a predicted model, not a curated record. Lineage: Eukaryota; Evosea; Mastigamoebida; Endamoebidae.